GACGUCUCCCGGAAGCGUUCACGUGCAGGCAGCCGGCAUACGUCAUGGCGGCCAGAUUCCUGUUCGGGAUUUCCCGGACCUGGGCCGGCCGGCGGGCCAGGGAGCUCCCGGACCCCGCCGGUUUCAGAAGACUCCUCGUACGGGAUUAUGCCAAGAAGCCGGUCAUUAAGGGGACCAAAGGCGGCAAAGGUGGUGUGGUCAGUGAGGCCCUGAAAGACCCGGACGUGUGCACAGACCCCGUACAACUCACCACCCACGCCAUGGGCGUCAAUAUCUACAAGGAGGGCCAGGACGUGGUCCUGAAGUCAGACGCAGAGUACCCUGAAUGGCUGUUCCAGAUGAACGUGGGCCCCCCUAAGACGUUGGAGGAGCUGGACCCUGAGACCCGAGAGUACUGGCGGCUUCUACGGAAACAGAACAUCUGGCGCCACAACCGGCUGAGCAAGAACCAGAAAUUCUAGUCGGGGUGGGGGGGCCUGAGCACUGCGCCCCACCAAGGGCCCCUCCAGAACCCCCAAGAAGGACCUGGGGGGCACAGCACCUCCGCCAUCCCGCCUCCACAGAGACCUUUUAUUUUCCUGGAGGAAGUAGACUUUUCUGAGAACAGAGGAAGUCCCCUCACCUGGGUUCCUAUGUGGCCCCCACGGUGAGGCCGGACCAGGAUGCUGGGGGCCAAUAAAGACUCUUGGGGCUGUCCUUGGCAGGCCCCGGAUGC
Molecule: messenger RNA, 715 nt
Organism: Manis pentadactyla (Chinese pangolin)
Lineage: Eukaryota; Metazoa; Chordata; Mammalia; Pholidota; Manidae
Gene: MRPL54
Product: mitochondrial ribosomal protein L54
Exons: 3
Coding region: 45-461 (138 amino acids)
Cellular component (GO): mitochondrial large ribosomal subunit
Molecular function (GO): structural constituent of ribosome
Source: RefSeq, a predicted model, not a curated record